AUGGACAAUGGCAAGGAAGUAUUUGCAAAGCUUCCAAAUCCCAAUGCUGGCCCUGCACGAUAUGUGACCGCAUCAGAGGUCGCUACAAGGGAAUUUCUCCGUGAGGUUGUCAAAUUACCUAUUCCUCAGGCUUUUGCGUGGUCGUGUGAUCCAGAAAACCCAGUUGGAGCCGAGUAUAUCAUCGAGGAGAAAGCCCCCGGUACGAGCUUGGGAAGUUUGUGGCACCGCUGGCCUCGAGAAUCAAAGCUUAGGGUGAUUAAACAAAUUGUUGACAUUGAACAUACGCUUACAACGAUCAAAUUCACCAAACAUGGCUCUCUUUAUUUCAAAGGAGAUCUGCCUGAUUCUUUUCAGGGAAAGAGUGACAAUCUAUCAGUUGAGACAUCUAGACAGCCGGCCACUCUAGGCCGCUACGCUAUUGGGCCCCUUUCCAAUGCAGAACUCUGGCGAAGCGGCCGAGAAACUAUGAAUCUGGAUAGAGGGCCUUGGCGACGACCUGAGGAUUAUGCAAAGGCUAUGGGAAACAAUGAAAUAGCGUGGAUCAAAAAAUAUGCAUCUCCUCGAAUGAACUACUAUGUAUCUCUCAAAGAUCCUGAGCUCCCUGACCAGGCGCUUGCCCUUCUCUUGAAAUAUCUGGAAGCUAUCCCCCAUCUGAUCCCCAAUGACCCUGAAGCUGCUACAAAUGUCCUCUGGCAUCCCGAUCUCCAUCUCGACAACGUUUUCGUUGAUCCAGCAACAGGUAAAAUUACCAGCAUAAUUGACUGGCAAGGUGCUAGUGUUGCACCAAUGUUUUACCAAUCCUGUGUACCUAGGAUGUUCAGGCAUUAUGGUCCAGUUCGAGAAGGCUGGGUUGUCCCAUCACGACCAGACAAUUUCGAUACGUUGGGCGCUGAAGACCAAGCACGAGUCGACCAAGAGUUGGAGAAUGAAACGAUGCACAAAUAUUAUGAAGCAAUGGUUGCUAAACACGCUCCUCAUCACUGGAGAAUAUUAAAUCAGCAAAGAGAUAUCAAUCACAGACGCAGGCCAACAUGGCUUGUGACUGGAGUGUGGGAGAACAAGGAUCUUUUCUUCCUGCGUUAUAGUUUGAUUUCCAUUGCGGCUUUAUGGGACAGGCUGCGACCUGAUGAGAUGACAGAAUGUCCGGUUAAUUUCACACCGGAAGACCUGUAUCGUCAUACCAAAGAGGAUGAAAAUAUGACUGGGAUUGGAAAGAUGCUCAAACUAUUUCGAGACCAGGAAGUUUUACCUGUGGAUGGGAUGGUCGACCCAGAGGAUAUUGAGGCGGCGAAGAUGAACUCUCAGAAAUUCAAGGAUGUAUUCGUUGGACUGGCAAAGGAUGAGGAAGAAAGAGAGCUUUUCUCGAAGCUCUGGCCAUACCAAGACCAAGAAUGCGAGUAA
Uncinocarpus reesii 1704 is the source of this 1401-nucleotide messenger RNA. RefSeq lists its product as uncharacterized. Gene Ontology annotation, cellular component: mitochondrion. The transcript has 3 exons. The coding region runs from base 1 to 1401 and encodes 466 amino acids. Lineage: Eukaryota; Fungi; Ascomycota; Eurotiomycetes; Onygenales; Onygenaceae. The record is from RefSeq and is a predicted model, not a curated record.